AUGAGGAAAGCAGAGCUUGUGUUCAUCCCUCUAGCAGGCGCAGGCCACUUGGUUCCUGAAGUUGAGUUUGCAAAGCGAUUGUUAAAGCGAGAUGAUGGACGUUUCUCCGUGACUGUUCUUCUCAUGGAUUCUAUUUUUAUUAGAAAUGUUGUUACACAUACGUUAUAUAAAUCACUUGCAGAAUUUAAUACUCCAAUAAGGUUCAUCAAUCUUCCUCCUCCUGUAGACUUUUCUCCUUCAAAAGAUGCUCAUAGAUCUAUAGAAAAGUAUAUGGUUGAGUUCGUAGAUUCUCAUAAAACUUGUGUUAAAGAAGCGAUUGUCAAGCAUGUUUGUUUUGGAGUAGUCCUUGUUGAGCUUUUAACCGGUCAAAAACCGAUAUCUUUGACAAGAUCAAAAGAAGGUAGAAGUUUGUCAACAUAUUUCCUUCACUUUUUAGAGGAGAAACAUUUGUUUGAUAUUCUCGAUGCUCAAGUAGUAAAGCAGGGAAAGAGAGAAGAGAUCAUGGCUGUUGCUAACAUCGCAAAAAGGCGUUUAAGCAUAAGUGGGAAGAACAGACCCUCAAUGAAAGAAGUUGCCAUGGAGUUAGAGGCAAUCCGAGCUUCAAGAAAAGAUAGUGAUGAUCAACAACAUUAUCACAUGAGAACCGUAGUAAUUGAGCCUUGGGAUGCUGUUCCUGCUUCAACAAGUUCUACAUUUGACAAUACUGCAUCAUCUCCAGACAUCCUACCACUGCUAAGUAAGAAAUCAUCAUGA
Pistacia vera is the source of this 753-nucleotide messenger RNA. Its product is annotated as wall-associated receptor kinase-like 8. The transcript is spliced from 2 exons. The record is from RefSeq and is a predicted model, not a curated record. Gene Ontology annotation, cellular component: plasma membrane. Bases 1 to 753 code for a protein of 250 amino acids. Gene Ontology annotation, biological process: cell surface receptor signaling pathway; protein phosphorylation. Gene Ontology annotation, molecular function: protein serine/threonine kinase activity. Lineage: Eukaryota; Viridiplantae; Streptophyta; Magnoliopsida; Sapindales; Anacardiaceae.